This is a messenger RNA of Porites lobata, 945 nucleotides long. NCBI's taxonomy places the organism in Eukaryota, Metazoa, Cnidaria, Anthozoa, Scleractinia, Poritidae. The record is from the annotation of a GenBank genome assembly.
AUGAAUCUAGAUCUGUCUUCUGUGUUUAAGAUGAUCGGGCGUGGAACAUUUUUCGCUCUGACAGUCACCCAAGGUCUCCUGCUUGCCUCUUAUCCAGCAAAAUACACAGAAAAUGAUUAUUGGUAUGGCAUAGCGCUUACUUUGUACUGUCCAUCGAUGAUCCUGUGGCUCUGUCUUGUGUUACCCAAGCCAUCUAGACUGGAGGCAAACCUAAGUUGGUCAUUUGGUGUAUGGGGUUUGUAUAUUUUCCCGGGAUUGAUUCCAAGUAUUGUCAUCGUCUUUGGAGGUGCAGGAUACCUCCAAUCGUUCAACACGACUGCAAAUGCCACUCAUUGUGAUGCUCUUCUAUGAGUUUCUAACGAAACAGCAAAUUUAACGCUGUGUGAUGAUCUUUUAAGAGCUGCUAACGAUCUCUGUGACCCUCUAAGAGCGCCAGUCUUUACCGGAAACAACGACGGGGCCAAAACACUUGGUCCAACGCUUCUAAAGGCAACACUUUGUGUAACACCACUUCUGUUGCUAUUGCUGCUGAACACUGCAAGCGACGCAAACGAGUCCGACGAGAACAAGGACGAUGUUUAUAAGUUGUGUGUGCAGUUGGCGGUGGAUCUCUUAGAUGCAGUCGAAAUGAUAGACAUCGUUCUGGACGAGAAAGAGCACAACUAUGGAAUCUCCCAAGGAUUUGGCAUAGCAAUGAUUACUGUUGCCUGCAUAAGUUUUUUACUAUCGCUCUGGCCAAUGAUAGAAACUAAACUGCAAAGUAGGAAAAAAACUAUCUCAGCAAUAAGUCGCAACGCUAUUGAAAUAGGUCUGGUAAAUGGACCCUUCUUAGUUAUUCGCUUGGUGAUAGUAUUCAGUUAUGGAAAAGACGAAUCCAUCUUUGUCGCCAAAAACGUCAUAGCGAUCAUACUUUCUGUUCUUGAAAUUCGUGAUGAACUUGCUUAA